Priapulus caudatus is the source of this 976-nucleotide messenger RNA. RefSeq lists its product as uncharacterized. The coding region runs from base 38 to 976 and encodes 312 amino acids. The record is from RefSeq and is a predicted model, not a curated record. The transcript is spliced from 8 exons. NCBI's taxonomy places the organism in Eukaryota, Metazoa, Priapulida, Priapulimorpha, Priapulimorphida, Priapulidae.
UCCGCCCUCUAUAACGAAAAGACCAUCUACUCUAGCCAUGGCGGACGUAUUAGAUGUGAAAGCCGAAGAUGAGGAGGAAUUUGAAGUUGACGAAGAGGGUGAUGAGGGUGUACAGAAGUUAAAGGAGAAGGCGAAACGACGGAAGGGAAGAGGCUUUGGUGGAGAUUUCAACUGGACGGAGCCGUUCAUCGAACUGUAUGAGCAAAAUCCGUGCUUGUAUGAUGUGAGAAGCGCUGGCUAUCAUAAUCGGAUCUUGCGAAGGAGCGUAGUCAGCAACAUCGCGGAAGAAUUGAACGUCACAGAAGACCAAAUAUACAAGAAAAUCAAGAGCAUACGAGCGCAGUAUAUGCGUGAAAAGCAAAAGCUACGACAAAGUGAGAUAACCGGCGUGCCGUUUAGGGUGUGGCGUUUCAUGGACCAGCUGGCAUUCCUGGACAGUCACAUGAUUCCUAGAGCAAAUAGAUCGUCGCUGCCAUUGUCGUUCGAAGACAUAGAGGUCGACGCUCCGGCCGAGGACACCCUCGACGUCGUCGCCGACGGCAACGAGGACGAGGACGAGGAAGCUGCGGCGAUCGCCGCGCUCCGCGACAUCGCGGAGCGCGAGUCGCCGUCGUUCGACCACCGCGACCUAGCUCCCGCCGCCGCCGCCCCCGCGUCGUUCGACCACUACGACCGAGCUUCCGCCGCCGCCGCCCCCGCGUCGUUCACGACCACCCUGCGAUCGAUCGCGAGCCUGCCGAUGCGACGGCUCGCCAAGUUCCGCAUUCAGGGCAUCGUUUACCGCGCGCAGUCGGGCCUGCUCGCGCCGCGCCCGCACGAGGGGCCGACGAAGAGAUGGUUCCCCAGGCCGGAGACGACGCAGAGACUAGAGUCCAGCGAGGACGAGACUGCGGGGGGACGAACGCCGUCCGGCACGUCCGAGACACCAGUCGUCAUCGAUCGAUCAAGUGCGCGCGAGAUUCCAGCCUUUGUCUAA